GAGGGGCUCGUUUCCGCCCCGCUACCGGGCGGGGGCGGCCAUCUUAGAUGCGUGCAAUUAAGGGCUUUGGCGGGAUUGGCUCAGCGUUUGGGCUGGUCCGCUGCUCCCCACCUACCAGGGUCGGAUCCGGAGCCCUUCCCCGCGGGGCGGGGACCUCCAAACAACCGACUCCUUUCCAGGUGAAGGGUGACUUGGGUACGUCGGGGCUUUGCGCGAGCCUCCCCGCACCCUCCCAUAGGACCCCAGGACAGACCCUGCGUCCUCGCUGACCCGCCCUAGGCUGAAGAAACACUUAAAUUCUGGAAAUAGCGACUCAGUAUCAUGGCCAGCAGCCUUAAUGAAGAUCCAGAAGGAAGCAGAAUCACUUAUGUGAAAGGAGACCUUUUUGCAUGCCCUAAAACAGACUCUUUAGCCCACUGUAUCAGUGAGGAUUGUCGCAUGGGCGCUGGGAUAGCUGUCCUCUUCAAGAAGAAAUUUGGAGGGGUGCAAGAACUUUUAAAUCAACAAAAGAAAUCUGGAGAAGUGGCUGUUCUGAAGAGAGAUGGGCGAUAUAUAUAUUACUUGAUUACAAAGAAAAGGGCUUCGCACAAGCCAACUUAUGAAAACUUACAGAAGAGUUUAGAGGCAAUGAAGUCUCAUUGUCUGAAGAAUGGAGUCACCGACCUCUCCAUGCCCAGGAUUGGAUGUGGUCUUGAUCGUCUGCAGUGGGAAAAUGUAUCUGCGAUGAUCGAGGAGGUAUUUGAGGCAACAGACAUCAAAAUUACUGUGUACACACUCUGAACCAGUGAACGUUUUGGAUGUUUCCAUGUUCUCCUGUGUCAUCUCUACUGAGCCAUAGGACUGGGCAAACCUACCUUAAAAUGGGCAGAGGAAAGUUUCAUGAGAAGUAGUGUGUUUAACAAGACAGACUUUGGUUGCUGUAUUAAAGUAUUUGGACUAUGACUGUGGAGGAGGGGUUGCUUAGGAUAUGUUGCUGUGUUUUUUUGAAAAAAAGUAAGGAGUAGGUGGCUUGAUAAUAGGCAGGGAAACCAGAUUGUUGGGACUAUGACCUUCUUCUCCAGUAUGCUACCUUAUUUGUUUGGCUGGCCGCUAGGUGGCAGCAUUGAUUCUAUUUCUCUGCUUUUAAGAGAAAUUUCAGGAAGGAUGAUCAGUUAGUUUGGCAUUUUUUGUCGUUUGUGCACCUAACUUGGUGUUAUCCUUCGCAGGGGAGAGUUUUUGUUUUAAUUACAAAGUUAAAUUCUACAUUGUUAAGAAAUUUGUGGUGAUAAAAAUGGAAAAAUAAAUACUUGGGGGGGGGGUUUAGUGAGGUUCUGUGUUUAUGUGUGUUUGCUCUGGACGUGGGUAAUGGAAGAUUCACCUACAACUUAAUUUCAAACAGUCAUACAAAGAGUCCAAGUGGGAGGAGAAACAAAGUGAGAAAUAAGAGAUAAAACUGGACAAGUCAAAAGGCAGGUUUUUAGAAUCUCCUCAUGGUGAACUUUGCCCUCUUUUGUCCACUGCGUGGUUUCUGUGAUUGAACCUGUAUGAAUUUAAUCGUGAAAACAAGUGAAAUAAUAUAUGUUAAAUGCCUGGCAGAGUUCUUAACACAGAGUAGUGACCCAAUGAAUCAGUGAUUCUCAAAAAUCCUUAUGAACCUUCUUUAAAAAAAUAAAGGCCACUUCCUCUCAAAAAAUUCUCACAUCUGUCAUCCCAGCACUUUGAGAGGCUGAGACUGGAAGAUGACUUGAGCCCAGGAGUUUGAGACCAACCUGGGUAACAUAGUGAGACCCUGUCUCUACAAAAAAAAAAAAAAAUUAAAAAUUAACUGGGCAUGGUGGUGCACAUCUGUAGUUCCAGCUACUCUAGAGGUUGAGGCGGGAGGAUGGCUUGAGCCCCGGAGGUUGAAGUUGCAUUGAGCUGUGAUUGUGCCACUGCAUUCCAGUGUGGGCAAUAGAGCAAGACCCUAUCUGAAAAAAAAAAAAAAAUGUGGUGGUGGAGUGGGAUGGCCACUUUUGUAUUUUUAACCUCCAUAGAGGAUUUGAAUGUACAGCCAACUGGGGUCUAAAUAUUAGUCCUCAUUUCUUCCGAAGCUGCAAGGACCAGUCCUCUGUUGUGGUUAUGGUAGGAAAAUAAAGUUCAUGGAUUUAGCCAAUGGUUCAGUAUCAGAGCUAUUUGGGAAACUAGAUGUUUUCUUUUUUUCCCCAUUACUGUGGUGUUGAGAGUUAAAAUGCCAGACUUGCUGUUGAUUUUCUCCCUAGAGUGACUUUGGGUCUGUCACAGGACUUGCUGCUUUCCCAAGUAUAAAAGAACAACUGUAUUUUAGAAGGGGCUGGUUAAAACACCAGAAAAGUACUGAUUAAAUAUGAUCUUUGUACCUUAGACUGUGUUCUUAUCACAAAUCAGCCUGAUAAGAGGCAACAGUUUCAAAAAAGUAUUGCACUUUUGUAUUUCUAGGUGGAACAGACAAAUUCUUCAUGUUGUUGGGGUAGGGGCAGUGGAGGGUCAAGUUCAUUAUCAAACUUUUAGAUUGAGGCUUUUCUUGAAGCACUGCUUUUGUCCGCAUAAAAUUGAAGGGAAAAAGGAAGGAGAGAUUGUCUAAAUACAAAAAUUUGAAAAUGAGAGUGGGGGAUAAGAAACUUACAGUAUUUUGCUUAACUCUGCAAUUACAGAUGUUCCUCAACUUAUGUUAGGGCUAUGUCUGGGUAACCACAUCUUAAGUUGAGUUCAGUUGAAGAGUAUACUGAAUGUGUAUGGCUUUUGCACUGUUGUAAAGUCAAAGAAUUGCAAGACAAACCAUUGUAAAUUGAAUACCAUCUGUAAACCUUAACACAAGUCAAAACAUGGAUUUUCUAGGCUUCCUUUACUUUUUUAAAGAGAUUAUGGUUAUUUUUUUUUUUUUUUCCGUGGCGUUUGAGCCUUGAUUCUUUAAACAGAACCUAGUCUCAUCCAGGACUGGCUGUCAGUGGAAUUCUGGGACUCAGCAGGAAUGUGAUAAAGCACUUUGUCAUUUGCCGAUAGUAGUCUUGGGUCAAAUUCCGACGACUUAUCACACUUGAAGCCUGGGGAAAGGAGGCAUGUCCUGGUAAUCAGGGUGAACACAUUAUUCCUGGAAACCUAGUUAGAGUUUGGCAGACACCCAGAAAUUCACCUGUGAAUUUUUGCUUCCACAUAGGACUCAAACAAACCUUUAAAAAAAAAGAGAGACUUGACAUCAUCCUGCCAUUACCGUCAAACAUCAUGUAUUGAAUACUUUUAAAUGAGUGUAUAUCUGAACAUUAAACUACUACUUUUCACCCACUCCUCUCUAACAAAGAAGCUAGUUGCUUUUUAA
This is a messenger RNA of Rhinopithecus roxellana (golden snub-nosed monkey), 3310 nucleotides long. It is a transcript of the gene OARD1, whose product is annotated as O-acyl-ADP-ribose deacylase 1. Gene Ontology annotation, biological process: peptidyl-glutamate ADP-deribosylation. The transcript has 6 exons. Lineage: Eukaryota; Metazoa; Chordata; Mammalia; Primates; Cercopithecidae. The coding region runs from base 322 to 780 and encodes 152 amino acids. The record is from RefSeq and is a predicted model, not a curated record.